Molecule: messenger RNA, 8644 nt
Organism: Bacillus rossius redtenbacheri
Lineage: Eukaryota; Metazoa; Arthropoda; Insecta; Phasmatodea; Bacillidae
Gene: TP53INP
Product: tumor protein p53-inducible nuclear protein 2
Exons: 6
Coding region: 1-918 (305 amino acids)
Biological process (GO): autophagosome assembly; positive regulation of DNA-templated transcription
Cellular component (GO): nucleus; autophagosome
Source: RefSeq, a predicted model, not a curated record
AUGCGCGAGAGAGGGAAGGACCGCGGCAGGAAGGGGCAGUGCGCCCUCGGCUGGCAACGAGAUUGUGUCGGUCGGCCGCGCGCCCCCGUGCUGGGGUCGAUACGGGCGUGCUGUGACGCACCGCCCCGCGCCGCGCUCAUUGAUUACCUGCUCCUGCCCGGAGCCGCGAGCCGAGGCCAGCAAACCAGCGGCGAUUCCCAUCUGCGCGUGGCGGCGGACCGAGACGCGCAGCAGACCAACAUGUUCGUGACCUUGGCCAGCUACCUGCGGGGAGGCCUGCCCAGCGCAGCGGCAGACUCGGAGCAGGAGGUCGUCCCCGGAGCAGUGACUGCGCAAGUCAGGCUCACUGCCGUCGAGGCGGACGACGACUGGGUGCUGGUGGACAAGUCCACAGAUGCUGCAGACUGCAGCGGCAGCGACGAGGACGAGUGCUGGUGCGCGCCGUCGCUGGAAGUGGUCCUCCGCCCCGCCUCCCCCUCGCUGGAGGAGUCGUGGUUCAUGACGCCCCCUCCCUGCUUCACCUCAGCGGGGCCCUCGCACGUGGAGACCUCGCCGCUGGAGAACCUGCUCAUCGAGCACCCCAGCAUGUCCGUGUACCAGCACUCUGGCUCCGGCGCCCCCCGCCCGCAGUCGCCCUGUGCCCCGCCCCCUCCCCCUGCCCCCGCGCCCCCCGCUGCCGCUCGACCCGCGCCCGAGGGGCGGCGGGCCGUCUACUCGCUCCAGCAGCAGCAACAGCAGAAUGCUGUCAGCAUCAGGUCUGCUCAGAAGCUGAAGCAGCGGAGGGCCGGCCAAGCUCUGAAGCGCAACCACCUGGAGCGUUCCAACAAGGCUCGUGAAGUUAACUCCCGGAACAAGCUGAAGCGGCGGUCCGACCACAUGCAGAACCACUCAGGGGCCAACAACAACCGAAAGUGCUAGCUUUAAAGCCCUCACCACUGAUCUCAGGCUGCGCACGAACAAGGAAGAAGGAAGCCGUCGCGUUGACCGGCCAUUUAGGAAGGGCAGCAUGCCAGUUCCCACGUUGUCCAACGUGCGGGCUCAGAAUGUUGUCACAAGUUUUGUAGGUGCAUCUCCUUUAAGUACCUUUCUAUAUUUUUUUAUUUUGAUUUCAAAAGGAGGGUGAAUAGAAAUUCAAUAUGUGUAUGUUUAGAGUUGAAUUUUUAGUGUGUUAAAAAAAAAGUGUGCAAUCAUUUAUUUGUGAUUAAUUUAAAAGAAAAAAUAUUUAUGGUAUCUGUUUAUAGGAAGCCUAUAUAUCUUGCACUAUUACUAAUACUUUGUAGAUAUCAUAUUUUUACACUUGUGUAUUGGCUUAUCUAGAAACAGUGAUUGCUCAUCUUUAGGUUAACUAACAAAUCAAUUCAAAUCACAAAAUGUUAACCUGCUUCAAAGCAAGAUGAUAUUUUUUAAAGGUAAAAAUAUAUCUGUAGUUUUUAUAGACAUGUUAUUUUAACAAAAAGUUAUUUUGUAACUUAUAAAACAUUGCAAACAUUUUCUCUAUUGAUGUGUAAUAUUUGUGCGAACUAAACCAAAGCAUUACCAGUAUAACUCACAAUAAUGUAAUUGUACGUUUAAGUAAGAGAAGAGUAAAUCACAGCAGCAUAUAUGAUUGGGUAUUCCCAGUGAUAACUAAGCAACAUUAUGAAUACAGAAUGUUUUACUUAAAAGUGUGCAGUAUGACUCUGUAUAUAUGGUUCAGUCAGCAAGAGUAAUAUUAUUUUGGUCAUCUGAAAACAGUUUUUAACAAUUGGCCAAUUAAUAUUUUUAGGUAAAUUUUUUUCUCUAGUACAUACAUGUGCAGCCUAUCAUUUCUUCAUACUUGAGACAGUAAUAUUUUUUCCCCUCCUAGAUUUUAAUGAAUGAAUUAAGACUGAACAUCUUGUUGGAAAAGGGGCUCAUUAGAGGCGAUAAAACGUGAUGAGACGAUAAUGAGUUAAUGAUGGACUGAAUGGGUGCAGGAGACUGGAGCACCCCAAGAAAACACAUGUGCUCACGGCAACGUCCAUCAUGUUCAUCCCUUACAAAAGAAACCAGGUUUGAUCUCGCCGAGAAUGGAACCGGAGAUUGCCUUGGUAGGAGGCAAGUGAUCUGACCACUCAACUACCAUUUCCCCCUCCUCCCAGAUAACAAAGUUUUUGCACCAACUAUACUUGUUUGUAAACCAACCCUACUGUCUGAAGUCUACUGCUUGCUGCAUAUACUUUGGGUCUGAAUAGUGAACCUGGGUUUUUUAUUUUUAUUGGGAUGACAAAAAUAGCAUCUUGGGCACCUAAGGCAAAUCCAGCCGUUUGUUCAGGAUUGAAAACAUAGGUGGGGGGAAAAAUUGCAUUUCUUUAUCAAUGGGCUUACAUGUAUUCAGCAUUCGUGUCUAGCCAAAUCAUCACAAAUUAUAUUUUGAGUGCCAGUACUAUUAUGGUUGAACAAGUUAUUAUCAAAAACCAAUUUUGCUGUUUAAUUUCACGUCAAUAUAUUUUGUGUAAAUGUCAAAAGAAAAAUAAAUACAGUACAAUGAUACAGUAAGAAUCUCUCUAAUCUGAACUAGAUGCGGCAGUAUUCUGUCCUAAUCACAAGAAGUUUGGAUUAAACUAUAUUGUCCUAAAAUGUACAUAAUAGAAGUUUUAGAUGGGUAAAAUUUUAAAAAUUAAUUUUAUCUUUCAUAAAUUCAACAUUUCCUACAGCAUAAUUAUAGUUUUAAUAUUACUGUAUACAUAAAACUAAGUUUUUAACCUACUAAAAUUAGAAAAUAUAACUUUUUUUUUUAAUGCGUUUGGAUUAACCAGAUGUCUGGCCAAGAGGGAUCCAUUUUAGCAAGACAACUGGAUUUAAAAUAAGUUGCAAUAAGCUUCUCUUUGGCAGCAAAAAAAUAGAUAUAAGCAUUGCAGUUUUAAAAAAAAAUUUAGUUUUUCAGUACUUGCCAGUAAUGUGUAACAUCUAUCCUCGGUAACCAGCAAAUUCAUGUGUUCUCAUGUUGCAAAUACGCUUACAAUAUGAAGCUCAGACAAAAAAUUUAACAGAAUUCUUUAAAACAGUGCUGAGCAUGAUAAAAAAUACGCAAAUUGUGUUUUCAACAACAUUUCUGGACGCGAAUCCCACGUAGUUUCCGCACCUGCUGCUAGAAUUUGCUACCAGCAGCUAUGUAGACUAUCAAAUCAUUUUGAACUACUAUAAUGAAACGGCUUUAAUAAUAGCUAAAAAAGACUUGAAGAAAUACUAAACCCUGGCUUUGGACUUAAUUUUCAACAAGAAUUUUAUUACAAUACUGCCCAUCUUGUUAAAAUCAUUACCAGUUAAUACUAUAAAGUUUCUGUUUUGUCUUUGUGAAGUUUGGCAGCACCGUGGAUGUUGCACAUUUCCAUUCCUUGACUUCCAUUGCAUUCACAAAAUUACUCCCACUAAAAGCUGUAUACAGAGAGCUAAGACGUUACCCAUCAAUAAUCUCAAAAAUUACAUUGCUUCCACUGUCAAAAACACCUGGAUUCACAAAAAAAAAAUCUGAUUAUAAGCAGUUUUAUGGGUGCCGUAUUAUAGAAUAAGUGGAAUCGAAGAACACUGACUGAGGUAACCGAUAAUGAAGUGGUGAGGGCAUUCUUAGCCAACUCUAUCCCCACUCUGUCUUGAAAGCAAUAGUUCUUACAGAGCGCAGGCAGUGAUAAAUGUCACUGAAAUACACCUAUCCCUCACUUAGCACGGCUUUAGAUUGUACGGAUUAAUUUAGCGCGAUGUUAAUUUUACUGACCAAGUCUUGAAUAGCACGUCUGUAAAUUUCAGUUAGCACAAAAUCUCUGCCGGCAAAAAAAAAAAAAAAAAAAAAAAAAAAAGAAAAAAAAAAAAAAAGAAAAAAAAAAGAGUUGGGCACGACGUCACAAAGUCUGUUUCAACUUCUGUAAUCAACAGAUGUGCUGUGGUAUACAGUUAGCCAAACAAGGGGAAAGAGAUGCGCGCACAGGUCUGACUACGCUAUCGGAUGUUGUACAAGCAUCAGCUAUGGCAAGUUAAUUUGCGUCUAUGGAGUGUAAAGGACCAAAUGUUUUUACGUCCGCGCGUAUGCCGCCGUGCCGUACCGUUGUCGCCUGGCCACAGACCGGGCUGUGAACCAGUCUAGCCAGUGGCAGGGAACUCACUCAAACAAAAGCAACGUCUGCCCAUUCAGCUGCCGAUAACUGUACGUGCUUGAUCACUCAUAAUGCAUCGUGUUCAAAUAUUUUAGACAAAACUAGAAGUAUUACGGCGCGCAGAUUGUCACGAAGGCCACGCUUAUGUUGGUCGCACUUUAGUUUUGAGCAAGUCAACUGUGCGCACAAUCGUACCAAAAAGGACUCUUACCAAAAGUUUAUAUAUAUAAGUCUGAUGCUGCUGGUUGUACUAGCGGAAAUAUAUUUGACAUUAGACACCGGAACAGAAAUAAACAGAUGAUUCACGUGGAAAAGGUUGUUAAAUGAAUGUUGCAAUGAAAUUAAUUAUCAUUGGCCUGACAGGAUUGGUUUGAACACGAAUAAGCACUUUAAUUUUUGAAAAAUUAAAAUGUAACUAUCUGGCAGUAUUAUUGGUUUCACUGUCAGUAAAGGAUGGUUUGGAAAGGUAUUUGACAUGAGUUGAAGGUCACGCCCGGGUGGGAAAGUCAGCCAGCCGACUGACGAUAAAGUACAUAACCACGCAUCUCCCUUUACGCUGUGUCGUAUUUGUCAUACAAAGUGCGAUGGGACGCAUAUAAAGUUAAAUGGUGUGACAUAUAGUUGAGUAUUAUUCAACGCAUUUAUAUUACGUAAAGUAUAUUUUCCUACACCAAUUUAGAACACAUUAAAUAAAUUAGCCUUGCUAUUUAUGGAAACUAAUGCUUCAGAAUACGCGAUUUCGAAUAACACGAGCAUUAUUAGGAACAAAUUAGUCGUGCUAAGUGAGGGAUGGGUCUAUCAAAGUUUUCGAGCACUGCUACAUUUGCAUGAGCACCAUACCUGCUGUCAAGAAUUUCUUGGGCUUCAAGACACAAUUUAUACUUGCAUAACAUUGCAUACAAGGAAUGAACAGGAUAAAUAAUGUGCUUUUAAAAUUCCUUGCUACUUCGAUGCUUGAUACUCUUUGCACCAUUCUGGGUCGAAACAAAGAAAGCUACUUUGUUAGUUUUGUGCUAUACAGUCUUUUUUUGACGUGACAACGUCUAAUAAAUCGAUGAACGCCGGCUGCACGCACGAAAAAGUGUCCCACUACGGAUGUCCCACUACGGAAGUGUCCUGUUUGCUCAUUGUACGCAUGCGUGGCAUCUCUCUUCCACUCGAUUGGAACAACCAUCGAUUUGACUUUUCAAUCAUAUUUUAGUCAUUUGAAUUAUUAAUAUUAUGUAAUUUAACGAUUGUCCAUCGAUUUUCAGCACAAUCGGUACGGUUAUUUAAAAGUAAUGUUGAAUAUUCAAAUACGUUUUGAACCAACAAUGGUGUUUUACAGUUACACAUAAUAAUUCAAAUUACACCCGGGAUCUUUUGCACAAUGUUUUAAAAAAUAUUGUAACACAUUAUAAAUAAGUUUGGUGUAUUUGGGAUGCGUAUUUGUUAUAAAAUCGUGUUAUAAAAACGAAAUAUUAUUAUUCCCCUACCAUGAACAAAAUUUUUAUAAUUAUGUAUAUAAAACUGUUACUCCCAAGUAUGGCCUCGUGGCUGUGCAGUUAGCCACGCUAACUUCUGAUUCAAAGGUUGUUGGUUCGAAUCCCGGCAGCUGCGAAUUUUUUUUUUUUGUUCUUGUAAAAAUAAAUACGGCGCACGCAACAUUUCAAAAGUAAUAAAUAUAUUUGAAUUAAUGGAUGCAAAUAAAAGUAAAUUUAUUAAUUAAAUUGUACAUUUCAUUUCACUCCUUUGUAUCCAUACAAAAUAGUGAUAAUUCAAUAAAUAUGAUUCAAUUUUAUUCAUAAAAUUAUGCAGAGGUAGAUUCUAUCAUACAAAAGAUAGAAAAAUCUAAAAAAAAAUUUCUUCCUCAAAGAAUAUAAUAUUUUUAAUGCCUAAAUGGUUUGGUUGCAAAAACCUAUUGCGGCUCAGUCUCAGGCCGAAUAUGAUAUUUCCCUUUCUUCUGGAUCAAUCAUUUCAUCAAUGUUUUGUUAUGACGUCACGUUAAACUAUCGUCCGUAAACCGACUUUACAGACAACCAAUUUUUUUUUAUUCCAUUGUCACCCAUGCGACUGAUUCAAAAACACACUCACUGCCUCCCGGCCACUGUGACUUGCACGACUAAACAGAAACAGACAUCAGACUCACUACCACUAGAACUGCUGCUUAUGUAUGGAAUUAGCUUUUUCUUUGCUGGAGAAAAAAAUUGUAUCUGUUUUCUGUGUAUGAAUAAUAAUGUUGUUUUCAGAUAGUUACAAACAGAUCUCUGAGCACUUUAUUUCUAAGUGACAUGCACUCAAUGUAAUUAGAGGUCUUUUUAUUAACUUGAAAAAGUAGGCGAGCACUCAUGGGUGAUGACUGGGGGAGAACAGGGAUUACAAAGGCAGGCUCUGAAGUUUGUCUAAAACAUGGCAACUUGUAAAAAGUUACAAGUAGCUCUUAAAUGCCCUGAAUUUUUUACCGUAUUCUUUAAUGGACCAAGAAUACUUUCAUUUAAAAUUUAAUUUAAAAUGUUAACAAACAAUUGUUAUAUUUAUCAGAGACAACAUAAUGAACUCUUCACCAUUUAUCACUUAAGAUGGGCAAAUAGGCUUAUAUCAAGUCAGCACUGCAUAAUUAUUUGUACAGUUUGGUUUAUUUGGCAAUAAUGCUUCAUAAGUUUUAACAGCGUUGUGUAGUCAUGCAUAACAGCUUUUUACAUAUUGUCUUGUGAGUUUACUGUAUGAGUUAGUUUUAUGAAGAAAGGCUGAUGAUUUAUUUGUGUUUUACAACCUGAGAACAUGGUAAUUUUAUGAAUAGCUCUUGUAUUAAUAACAUUUUCACAAGAAAAUUAUUAUUAUUUUUAAACCAUUUAAGGAGAAAAAAAAUGUUAAGUAGAGGAUGUAGUGUUACAUAACAAAUAUCUAAAUGAGCGAGGCUGGUGACGAAAGUGUAAUACAGGAAAUAAUUUAGGUGCAUUUAAAACAAUUUUUUGUAUUAUAGUUAAACUGUUUUAAUAUAAAGUUAUGUAUGUACAGAAAUUAUAGUGCAGGUAAUGAUUCUAAAAAAAGAAACACUUGAUUUUUAAGUGAAUGUAAUUGAUGUAGGUAGUUUUAUUUCCAUAUUCUUCACUUGUUAACUAAAUUACAUACUAACUAAAUUGUGGUAGUGUACAACUAUAACAAAAUAAAGACAAUCCAAAGAUUUUAAAUUUAAAUUAGCGAACAUGGUUAACUAUCAAGCAAUACAUCCGUUUACAAUUGAAUGUAAUGUGUGUUUAGUUGAAAUGUAGUGUUUUUUGGAAUAAUUAUAUUUGUAUAGCUCCUUUAAUGGACUACUGCUUCUUUCCUACAAAAAAUGAAUUCCAUAAGAACAUGUGAAACAUGUAUUCAUUAUGAGUUUAAGAGCAAUACGUGAAUUCAAUGACCAGUAAUAUUUGACUACAUAUGUGCAUUACUUCUAAAAAAUACAUUGGCAUAUAUUUUCUAAAGAAUCAAAUAGUAGGUAUUCAAACUUAAACAUAUUACUUGUGCUGUUGUAGGUAGAUAGACUAACUUUGCUGUCAUUAUUGUAUAUUUUAUUUUAAUAACUGUAUGUAUGUGCUAAGUGAGUUCUCGUGUUUGUAGGAUGUGUGUACAGUUGUUUAAAUUGUGAGCUUGUGUAAGAGAAUUAUGCACCUACAUCACUUCUAAGGCAGACAGAUGAAGGUAGUUCAUUCAUGAAUAUUUCCACUAAUUUACAAUAUACCUACCUAUUAAGUGCAUGUAAGGAAAAUUUUUAGAAAGAAGUUAAUUAGUUAUUUAUCAGAAUUUUAAAAAUUCAGCACAAAAAUACUUACUUUUAAGUGAGUACUAAGCUAAGUAGUAAUUUUACAGUCAUUAAUCACCUAAAUAGAAAAAAAAAAAGUAAAAACACUAGGUAUGUAAAAUCUCAGGAAUGACAUUCGUUUUUCCAAUUUGUUUGAUACAAGCAGUUGCGUAAUAUGUAACUGGCACUAUUUUAAAGUUGUUGCGUCAAUAUGAUGAUGUGGAUUUAGACUCGUGAAGUAUUUGUGCUUUUAUCUGUCAGCCCAAAAUGUGUCCAGCGUGCAAGCACCAAGGCGUCAAGUGUACGGUGUAGUUAGUUUUGUUUAGAGAGAGCCAGCAAAGGUAUUCACUUAGCAUCAGAGUUGUGUUUGUAUCAUCGUAACUUGGGAACUCGAUUGAGAGUUGAUUUACUUGAAUUAUAAUGGUGCACUGAUCUGUAAAUAUUUAUGCCAGUUAAAUUAUUAUUAUUAUUAUGAAAACGUGUGUAAUGUAGAAACUGUAUUUGCUGCAGCUUCUUUCCAGACAUAUUGUGUGGGAAGCGACGCUGGAUAAAAAAUUGUGACUAGAUGUGUUGCCAUGCAGUUAUCUUUUCUUCACAUUUAAUGUGUCAAAAGUGAAUUCAUCUGUAGCAGAUGAUGCCUAUAAAAUAAGAAAAAAAAAUGUGUUUCAUUAAACUUUAGCAUGUAAUGUUUCAUUUAUGAAAUAAUGCAACUUACUAAGUAAUAUAAAAAAAAAUAUUUUCAAAAGUUUAAAUAAAAAUAUUGACAAUA